UUUAUUUAAUCUCCAAACGCUCAAUCUCUAAAUUCUCAAUAAGAGUGAAAGAAAAAAAAAUACCAUCUGAUUACUGAUACAGUUAAAAAAUUAAAGUUACAAUAUUCUAAGUCUGAUACUUUAACCAAGGAGAAUUUAAACACUACGUUCAACAUAAACUACAUACCAGUAAAUAUCUUAUACGAGGCCAAUGAACGUAACGAGGUUUUUUUUGGAAUCAAGUUAAAUGAAAAAUGCUUAUAAUAUUCUUCUUUUGUUGUAUUUUGGUUUGAGCUGAUGACCUUGUUACCAAUGCUCUAAAUAUAUAAAACAAAUUAAAUAAACGUCAGUCGUCGUGCAUAUUGUUUCGUAGAGAAAUAGUAACAUUACCUUACCAUUCAGGUCCCUACUACAUAAGCUUUCUAAAGAGUAAAGAUUUAUACCUAUUACUUGCUAAAUGGAACCUGAAAUCGAUUAUUUUGGACAAAAUCCUGGAGCUACCAAGUUUGGAAAUUUUAUAAAUUAUUACUCAUUUCAUUCUGCUAAUGAAAGAAUUAAAAAUCUUAGUGAAUCAAUGUUUCCCACAAUAACAAGUAAUGAAAAACCAGUAUUGGUGUUAGACAUUGGUUGCAAUACGGGAGAAUUAACUAUUGAAUUGAAAUCAUAUUUAAAUAUUUUGUACCCUAAUUCUAGUAUACAUGUUCUAGCAAUUGAUAUAGAUCCUAUAUUGAUAGAAAGGGCGAACUGUUCUAAUAUUCACAAUAACAUUAAGUUUGUCCAAUGCAACAUUAUGACAAAAGAGGGUUGUGAAACAAUUAUAGAAUAUUUAGACAACUUCAAAGCCAAUAUGUUUGAUAUUACUUUUUGCUUCUCUGUGACUAUGUGGAUUCAUCUCAAUAGUGGGGAUGAAAGGUUCAUUGAUUUUUUAAAAUUCUUAAAAACAAUUUCAAGAUCUAUUGUUAUUGAGCCUCAGCCAUGGAAGUGUUAUAGAAAUGCUCAAAGAAGAGUUAAAAGGGCUGGUGGUGAUUUUGAGUUAUUUAAUACAUUGCACAUAAGGCAAAAUGUGGGCUCUGUGAUAGAAGAAGUCCUAGGCUCUGAAACACAUGAAAAAGUAUAUGAAUCAUCUAUGUCCACAUGGAGUAGAACAAUUCAAAGUUAUAUUCAAUUGGUUAAUGAAAGAGAUAAAUUAUAAUUUUUUAUUUAUGACUACAUUUAAUUACAAUCAGUAAAAUAAUCUUAGGUAUAAGUAAAACAUACAAUGAAAUAAAAAAAAUUGAUACAA
Messenger RNA from Leptidea sinapis, 1261 nucleotides. Its product is annotated as probable RNA methyltransferase CG11342. The coding region runs from base 437 to 1171 and encodes 244 amino acids. NCBI's taxonomy places the organism in Eukaryota, Metazoa, Arthropoda, Insecta, Lepidoptera, Pieridae. Gene Ontology annotation, cellular component: cytoplasm. The transcript has a single exon. Gene Ontology annotation, molecular function: RNA methyltransferase activity; O-methyltransferase activity. Gene Ontology annotation, biological process: negative regulation of pre-miRNA processing; miRNA metabolic process. The record is from RefSeq and is a predicted model, not a curated record.